CAAGCUUGUCAAGGAUAGGAGAGGUAAGCAGAACCGUGGCACACCUUAUGAUGCUCCAGUUGGAAAGGGAAAAGCAGAAGUGGCUAAUGGCAAGAGAACUAGUGGGGGAGGAGCUCCUGCUAGCGUGAUUUGCUUCAAAUGUGGAGAACCUGGCCACAAGAGUGAUGUAUGUACUGCUGGGGAGAAAAGAUGUUUCCGUUGUGGUAAGACAGGACACGUAACUACUGAUUGUAGACAUAAGGAAGUUAUUUGUUUCAACUGUGGUGAAGAAGGGCAUAUUAGUAGCAAGUGUCAGAAACCAAAAAGGGAACCAGGAAGUGGAAAAGUAUUCGCUUUAGCUGGAACUCAAACAGCUAAUGAGGACAGGAAUACCAGAGUGCUAAGUUAAGAUGGCUGGGAGAAACGAUGCUGCGAUUGCUGCCGCUUUGGAGGCUAUGACUCAGGCUUUGGCAAAUCAGCCAAAUGUUAAUGAGAAUGCUGGAUCCCGCAGUUUGGCGACUUUUCAGAGGGAGAAUCCGCCGGUCUUCAAAGGCAAGCAUGACCCCGACGGCGCAUUGGAGUGGUUGAAGGAGAUUGAGAGAAUCUUCCGUGUGAUGGACUGCACUCAGGCGCAGAAGGUUCGGUAUGGAACUCAUAUGUUGGCAGUCGAAGCUGAUGACUGGUGGCUAGAGACUCGUCAGAGAUUGGAGGUGGCGGGUGAAGAGAUCACUUGGGAUGUGUUCCGCAGAGAGUUUCUGAGGAAGUAUUAUCCUGAAGAUGUUCGGGGAAAGAAAGAGAUUGAGUUCCUUGAGCUGAAACAGGGGAAUAUGUCAGUGACAGAGUAUGCUGCAAAGUUCACUGAGUUGGCUAAGUUCUACCCGUAUUAUGAUGGGGCGGGUGCUGAGUUUUCAAAGUGCAUUAAGUUUGAGAACGGAUUACGCUCUGAGAUCAAGAAAGCUGUUGGGUAUCAGAAGAUUCGUAUCUUUCCUAAUUUGGUUGAUAGUUGCAGGAUUUAUGAAGAAGAUCAUAAUGCACAUUGCAAGCUUGUCAAGGAUAGGAGAGGUAAGCAGAACCGUGGCACACCUUAUGAUGCUCCAGUUGGAAAGGGAAAAGCAGAAGUGGCUAAUGGCAAGAGAACUAGUGGGGGAGGAGCUCCUGCUAGCGUGAUUUGCUUCAAAUGUGGAGAACCUGGCCACAAGAGUGAUGUAUGUACUGCUGGGGAGAAAAGAUGUUUCCGUUGUGGUAAGACAGGACACGUAACUACUGAUUGUAGACAUAAGGAAGUUAUUUGUUUCAACUGUGGUGAAGAAGGGCAUAUUAGUAGCAAGUGUCAGAAACCAAAAAGGGAACCAGGAAGUGGAAAAGUAUUCGCUUUAGCUGGAACUCAAACAGCUAAUGAGGACAGGAAUACCAGAGGUGCGUAUUUCAGUAGUAAUACUUUAAUUACUAUCGUUGAUUAUUGGUGCUGCUAG
This is a messenger RNA of Vicia villosa (hairy vetch), 1451 nucleotides long. RefSeq lists its product as uncharacterized. Lineage: Eukaryota; Viridiplantae; Streptophyta; Magnoliopsida; Fabales; Fabaceae. Gene Ontology annotation, molecular function: zinc ion binding; nucleic acid binding. Bases 390 to 1451 code for a protein of 353 amino acids. The record is from RefSeq and is a predicted model, not a curated record. The transcript has 2 exons.